AUGGAUAUCACGACGGCGGUGUUCAACGCGGCGAGAGAUGGUAAGCUGAAACUUAUCCAGAAGUUGCUGAGCAACAAAACUCCCGAAGAGCUUGAAGCUUUAGCCGAAGAGAAAACACAGGGAGGCACCCCUCUCUUGAUAGCAUCGCGGUACGGACAUUUAGAGGUCGUAGACUACCUCCUCGAACACUGUAAGGCAAACGUCGAACUCGGGGGCUCGGUAAACUUCGACGGCGAGACUAUCGAAGGAGCUCCGCCGCUGUGGGCGGCGUCGGCAGCCGGUCACCUCCCGGUGGUCAAGACUCUUUUAAAACACGGUGCCUCGGUGAACAAUGCAACACUAACUAACUCCACUCCGCUGCGAGCUGCCUGCUUCGACGGCCACCUGGAAAUUGUACGCUACCUGGUGGAGCACAGAGCCGACAUGGAGGUGGCCAAUAGACACGGCCACACCUGCCUCAUGAUCUCCUGCUACAAGGGCCACAAGGAGAUAGCCAAGUUUUUACUGGACCGAGGGGCAGACGUUAACCGGAAAAGUGUCAAAGGAAACACAGCCCUCCACGACUGCGCUGAAUCCGGCAGCUUGGACAUCAUGAAGAUGUUGCUCAAGUGUAGCGCUCGCAUGGAAAGGGAUGGUUAUGGAAUGACCCCGCUGCUAGCUGCGAGUGUGACGGGACACACCAACAUUGUGGAGUACCUUGCCCACCAGCCCCGCACUUCUAGGGAGGAACGUAUAGAUGCGCUCGAACUCCUCGGCGCCACUUUUGUGGACAAGAAGAGGGAUCUGUUGGGAGCGAUGAAAUACUGGAGACGGGCCAUGGAGCUGAGGCAGCCGGGGGAAAAAGCAGGGUGCCUGACUAAGCCUCCACCCGGGGCCCCCAUACCUGCAUAUGGCUGUGCACAGGAGGUUAACAGUGCUGAAGAACUGGAAGCUCUGAUCACAGACCCCGACGAGAUGAGGAUGCAGGCCCUUUUGGUUCGCGAGCGCAUCCUGGGACCAUCCCACCCUGACACCUCCUAUUACAUCCGUUACCGGGGGGCCGUCUACGCAGACUCGGGCAAUUUUGAAAGAUGCAUCAGCUUGUGGAAGUACGCUUUAGAUAUGCAGCAGAGCAACCUGGACCCACUCAGCCCCAUGACGGCCUCUAGUUUCUUAUCCUUUGCUGAGCUCUUCUCCUUUGUCCUCCAAGACCGUGCAAAGGGCACCCUGUCCACACGCAUCACCUUCCACGAUCUGAUGACCGUGUUGGGUAAAAGCGUGCGGGAGGUGGAGCGAGCCGUGGCGCAGAAAGACAAUCCACCAGAGGCUCCUCAAUUCACCAAGGCGCUCGCCAUUAUCCUCCAUCUCAUCUUCCUGCUGGAGAAGCUGGAGUGCAACGCGCAGCAGGAGCACCAGAAGAAGCACACGGUCUACCGCCUGCUGAAGCUGAACCCUCGCGGCCGUUGCGGAUUCACGCCGCUCCACAUGGCCGUGGACAAGGAGACAACAUCGGUGGGACGCUACCCCGUCGGCCGCUUCCCCUCCCAGGCGGUGGCGGCGCUGCUGCUGGAGUGCGGCGCUGACGUGGACGCGCGGGACUGCGAGAACAACACGCCGCUGCACAUCGCCGCCUGCAACAGCUGUCCGGAGAUCAUGGCGCUUCUCAUGAAAGCCGGGGCGCACUUCGACGCCACCAACGCGCAGAGGAAGGCGGCAUACGAGCUGUUAGAUGAGCACAAUAUCAGCCACCCGGCUCUCUACCCGCUUAACUACAUCACCCUUCAGUGCCUGGCGGCUCGCGCUGUUGAAAAGCACAGACUUCCUUACAGGGGACUCAUCUCGGAGGAGAUGGAAGCCUUCAUUGAGCUGCACUGACCUCCAUUACCGACGUCACUACUUAGCAUCAAACUUCUCUCGUCUUCUUUUGACCCUUGCUUGCUUUACUCCUCCUUUGUCCCACCACAGUCUAGCUUUUAAAAUUUACAUCUUACAAAAAGCUACAAUACGUAUUUAAAUGGGUGGAUUUAUUGAAUGGCAGCAUCUGGUCAAAUGAGAAGUAUGACAUUUGAACACCACGGAUUACGAUAGUUGUUUGUCUGAUGUUCAGAAUGGAUGAUUCAACAAACCCAACCAGCCACACUUGCUUGUAUUUAUUGGUUCUGGUUGGUUACUGUUUGAUGACAUGUUAUUUCUGUUUGGAAAGAUUUUAAGCUCACUGUGCCAAAUGCAAACUGUGGGGGUCGUUGUCUUCAAUGGGAGUAAAGCCACAAACAUAUCAUUGGAAUUAUGACAUAAACUAAUAAUUUACUUGGAGACUUGGGAUUCCUCCGGUCAUUUUGAGAGACAAAUAUAUAUAAAACUACAAAAAGCACAUUUUGGUCUGGCAGUAUUUGAAGCGAAGAAUCACUGUGAACUGAUUGGACUCUGGAUUCUAAUUUGCUUCUCAGAGGUUAAAAAUGGAGAAUGUGUCCUAGGAAUGCCUUAACAUCCAAACCAUCCCUUUUAAUCCACCCUGCUUGCAGCAUUUGUCAUUGAAUCAACAGUCCUAGUUGAUACUUGGUUAUGACCAGUUGCCUAAAAUCCACUUUAACCUCUGUCGCAAUUCUCAAAAAUUGAAACAAUGGCUUUGUGGCCACUCUUGCAUCUCAGUCUUAUUUUUAAUAGGCUCUCUUGUGUUAUCUCGAAUGUUUGCUCUGUGUCCAGGCUGUAAGCAACACCACAUUGAAUGCUGACUCAGAUGCUUCAAAUGGACAUGCAUUCGGGCUACGAAUUGUUGCUGCCUUCCUCUUUCCCGAUGGUAUGAACAUAAUGUGUGUGUCAGAGAUCGCCUGAAUAAAAUUCAGUAUGUCAGCUGGA
Molecule: messenger RNA, 2835 nt
Organism: Phyllopteryx taeniolatus (common seadragon)
Lineage: Eukaryota; Metazoa; Chordata; Actinopteri; Syngnathiformes; Syngnathidae
Gene: fem1a
Product: fem-1 homolog a
Exons: 1
Coding region: 1-1854 (617 amino acids)
Molecular function (GO): protein binding
Source: RefSeq, a predicted model, not a curated record